AAAACAACGGGAGCGGUCCCUAUUAUUCCGAGGUGGCAUGAACGCAGUAUUAUACUUAUCAAAAGGAAGUGUGGAAUUACCUGGAAAGAGCUAGAGAAAAUAAUUGGAUAUCUAAAGCUCAGUUUGAAUUCCUUUAUUGCCAGCACCCAAUACGCCCUUUACGUCUUUUAUACACUUCCAAACUUGCAUAAAUCCUUGACUGAAAAACUAUUUCAUGUUUAAUGGAAACUUUUAUUUACAGGAGUCUGGUACAAGCAUGGGGUCUAUUUGUGCUCCUAAUUAUGCAAAUUUGUUUGUGGGUUACUUCGAAAAAAACUUUGUCAUGAAUGUCGAAAAAACCACACAUCUGUCCAGAAUUUGGAAAUGGUACAGAUACAUUGAUGAUGUAUCAAGGCACUAUCGAUGAACUACUUGGAUUUAUUGUCUUACUGAACAGUUUUGAUGACAAUUUGAAGUUCACAGUAGACUAUAGCCAGGAGAGGGUUCAUUUUCUGGACAUGUGGGUUUUUAAAAAGAAUUGGUCUACUACAUUUUAUUGAAAAGAGACUGAUAAAAACACUCUUCUUUUGGCGAGUAGUUUUCACCCCACUAAAAAGAGGUCUACCUAAAAGCCAGUUCUUUAGACUCCAAAGAAUAUGAGACCACUGAGGAUUAUAUGGAAAAAGCAAAUGACAUGAAAGACAGAUUUGUACAGCGAGGUUAUCCAAUGGAAUGGGUUGACAAAUCUUACAAAACAGCCCUGAAUAAACCUCGGUCAGACUUGCUAAAGAAAAGCAAAAAAAAAAGAAGUGAUUUUCUGUCACCUGUAUCACUACUUACUCUCCUCUCUCACAUACCAUACGCCCUAUUUAAAAAAAAUAUUGGCACAUUCUAAAAUCGGAUCCUAAACUCUCACAUGUUGUGAACGGCUUGCCGCUCUUUGUAUACAAACGUAAGAAGAAUCUCCGAAAUCUUCUAGUUCACGCUGACUUUGCGAGAUACAAGCCAAGGAGAGCUUUGCAAAGAUUAUUAAACCCGUUACCUAGGCUACUGGCAACUACCGUUGUGGAGGAUGCGCACAGUGCAACAACACCUAUAAGACACAGAACUUCCGCCAUCCUCACAAUAACAAGAUUUUUCCAAUUAAGAGUGUCAUCACUCAUGUAGUGUACAUUUUAACGUGUCCAUGUGAUCUGGUGUAUGUAGGUAAGACCAUAAGGCAGUUAAAACAACGCAUUAGCGAACAUAAGAGCUCUAUUCGCAGAAACGACCGGGAUUACCCGGCCGCAAUACACUUCAAUGAUCAUUACAUCUCAUCAUUGCGCUUUUGUGGUAUUGAACAAGUCAGUCUUCCAAAAAGGGGGGGGCAACCACGACUUGCUAGUAAAAAGACGCGAGGCAUAUUGGAUAUUCACUUUACAGACGCUAUCGCCAAAAAGCCUUAAUGAUGAAUUUAAUCUCAAUAUUAUGUUGUUUAUAUUGUUUAACGUUUCACAAGUUUUCAUAGACACAGAUGUAAUAAGGUCAUUAAAUUAUACAACCACCUUUCUGAUUAGAAGCUGAAGACUACAACAGCCAUGUUGGCAGAAGCUGGAUGUGUGUUUAUGGGUUUGAUCCUGUACAUCUCAGGAGUUCAUGGACGAGCAAACAGCAUCUGUGCUUUAAAAGGUUCAUCAGUGGAUCUGCCCUGCUCAGCUCAUCGUCCCACUACAACCAUGAAGUGGUACACUGUACACCAGGAACGAUCUAAACCUGUUCAGACGGAACUCUCUACAGAUGAAAAUCGUGUGACGUACAACAUGUCUGCAGAGAGUAACUUCACUCUAACAAUCAAAGAUCUGAGAGAGAGCGAUGCAAAUGAUUACUGCUGCAGAGAGACUACUGACGACCCAGAACUCUGCUGGAACAACAAAACUGAGCUCCAUGUUUCAGACCUGCAGGUAAAGGUGAUUCCUGCCACAGAGGGACAGACAGUGACACUGAUGUGUAGCACCAGCUGUCCUCUGACUGAAAACCCUGCAGUCUACAUCUGGUACAAGAACAGAGAGUUCCUCUAUCAGGACUGGUCUCCCUGGUACCAACAGCUGGUCAGCAGUGAGGAAGCAGUCACAUACUCCUGUGCUAUCAAAGGCUACGAGGAUCUCAGAGCCCCUCAAGUCUCAGUGGAUUCUGUCACGUCGACCUGCUUCAGCGUGACCUAUGCUAAAGGGAGAAUGUGUUCUUAUAAGACGACAUCAGAGGAAGAGCCCUGCUCCAUCACAUAUCCCAGAGAAGUACAUGUUCAAAGGAGUCCUGAAGCUCCACCGGGCCAUGUCACACUGACCUGUAACACAAGCUGUCCUCUGACUCCCUUUAUAUGGUAUAAGAGCAGACUUGUAGUUGAGAAACCAAAGUUUGUAGUUCCCAACACCUCUGCUGAAAGCUUCUCCUGCGCUGUAAAAGGCCGCGAGGAUCUGCGCUCUGCUGAAGUCUGUGUUAAGGAUGAGAACUGCUUGAUCAUGAAUUACGUCAUCAGGAGAAUCUGUGCUCUACGAGGUUCUUCAGUGAACAUUUCAAGUGAAUACUCUUCUCCCAACGACCACCCCAAGUCUAAACUAUGGUAUAAAAUAAAGAGGAGUGGGAAGAAAGAAGUGAAAGAGUCAAUUAAUUCUGUACCUCGUAUGAAGUAUCAAGACAACUUUAGGAAUCACCACAUCCUGACAAUCAGUAAUCUGACGAAGAAUGACUCAGCAGAAUACACAUUCAGACUCCACAGCUAUGACCAAGGAUUGAGACCUGGAGUGAGUUUGGUUGUCACAGGUCUGAGAGUGACGUUUACUCCCUCUGCAGUGGUGACAGAGGGCCAGAGAGUCACCCUGAGCUGCAGUACCAGCUGUCCUCUGACUGACAACACAAACUACAUUUGGUACUUGAACAGUCGACCUUUGACCCCGACAGAGAAGCAAAACAAACACCUGGUUCUGGACCCAGUCAGCAGUCAGCAUGCAGGAAAAUACUCCUGUGCCAUCGAAACCCCCCACAACAUCAGCUCUGAUGAAAAGACCCUUACUGUCCAGAGUAAAAUGGGGAAAUGGACACAAGCAGCAGCAGCAGUAAUCAUCUGUGCUGCUCUCCUGGUUAUUAUACCCCUCGCUGCCUUCUGGUGGAUCAGAAGAAAGAGGACUUCCAGUCAGCCUCCUAGAACUGAAACCUCAGACAACUUGGAGCAGCUAAACCUUGGUCCCCUGCAUCAUGACAUCUCGGCUCAACCAUCAGAAGAUGAUCUUAACUACAGCAGAGUCCACUUCCCUCAGAACCACACAGACGCUCUCUACAGCACAGUCCAGCCACAUCCGCCUCAAGAACAAGAGCACGUCCCCUAUGCUGUUGUCAACUUCAGACCCAACAUGACCAUUGAUGAGCUAACGGACAGUGAAGAACAGGCAGUGGCUCUCUAGAACGUAUACACCACAGCAAGUAAAAACUUAAAGAGACUGAAUGUAACAACCCACCUGGCUCUGUGACAGAACUUGGAUUGUUCUGUUUAUCUCUGCAUUUAAUUCUGCAUUUAGGGACUUCAGUUGAUGAGCUUAUCUACACCAGCUUACUGUGAAUCGGCAGGCAGACGUCCAGCAUCCUAAUGAUACCUCAGGAACACCUGAGAGCGCUGAUGGUCACCCACUGCCUGUUUUAGGGAUCCUCAUCAGUGACCUAUUGUCUCUAAAAUGCAUAUUUAAAGGUUAUCAAUUCAAUGGCUUUCUCAUUUAUGAAUAUAAUCACAUCAAACGCCUGUGAUAUGUCUCAGACAUCCUCCCAGAACUUUCACAGCUGUUAGUUUGUGAAAAAGUCUUUAGAAAAUCCUGUAGUAUCCUCAUCAGUGACCAAGGCUGUUGUUUCUAAAAUGCAUAUUUAAAGCUUUUCAAUUCAAUGGCUUGCUCAUUUAUGAAGAUAAUCACAUCAAGCCACCUGUAAUAUGUCUCAGACAUCCUCUUACAAAUUUCACAGCUGUUAGUUUGUGAAAAAGUAUUUAGCAAAUCCCGUAGCAUCCUCAUCAGUGACCUAUUGUCUCUAAAAUGUAUAUUUAAAGCUUUUCUAUUUAAUGGCUUUCUCAUUUAUGAAUAUAAUCACAUCAAACCACCUGUAAUAUGUCUCAGGCAUCCUGCCAGAACUUUCACAGCUGUUAAAUUGUGAAAAAGUCUUUAGCAAAUCCCUUAGCAUCCGCAUAACUGACAGUGAAAUUUGUAAAAGGAUGUCUGACACAUAUUACAGGUGGUUUGAUGCCAAAAUAUUCAUAAAUGAGAAAGCCAUUAAAUUGAUAACCUUUAAAUAUGCAUUUUAGAGACAAUCGGUCACUGAUGAGGAUACUACGUGAUUAACUAAAUACGUUUUCACAAACUAACAGCUGUGAAAGUUGUGAUAAGAUGUCUGAGACAUAUCACAGGUGGUUUGAUGUGAUUAUAUUCAUAAAUGAGAAAGCCAUUAAAUUGAAAAGCUUUAAAUAUGCAUUUUAGAGACUAUAGGUCACUGAUGAGGAUACUACAGGAUUUGCUAAAUACUUUUCACAAACUAACAGCUGUGAAAGUUGUGAUAAGAUGUCUGAGACAUAUCACAGGUGGUUUGAUGUGGUUAUAUUCAUAAAUGAGAAAGCCAUUAAGUUGAUAACCUUUGAAUAUGCAUUUUAUAUACAAUAGGUCACUGAUGAGGAUGCUAAGGGAUUUGCUAAAGACUUUUUCACAAACUAACAGCUGUGAAAGUUGUGCGAAGAUAUCUGAGAAAUAUUACAGGUGGUUUGAUGUCAACAUAUACAGAGGUGAGAAAACUAUUAAAUACAUAACCUUUAAAUAUGCAUUGUAUAGACAAUUGGUCACUGAUGAGGAUGCUAAGGGAUUUGCUAAAAGCUGUGAAAGUUUUGAGACGAUGUCUGGAAAAUAUUACAGUUGGUUGGAUGUCAAUAUAUUCAUUAAUGACAAAUGUGUUGAAUUAAUAAUCUUUAAAGGUCCUACGACAUGCUGCUCUUUGGAUGCUUUUAUAUAGACCUUAGUGGUCCCCUAAUACUAUAUCUGAAGUCUCUUUCCCGAAAUUCAGCCUUGGUGCAGAAUUACAGGCACUAG
Molecule: messenger RNA, 5069 nt
Organism: Perca fluviatilis (European perch)
Lineage: Eukaryota; Metazoa; Chordata; Actinopteri; Perciformes; Percidae
Product: contactin-1-like
Exons: 10
Coding region: 1557-3416 (619 amino acids)
Source: RefSeq, a predicted model, not a curated record